GCCUCAAUCCAGAAGGCCGCGACCGAUUUCUAGGGUUUAGUUUUCCUCGCGCCUCCCUCGGCGUCUAGGGUUUCGCCGCCUCACCCCGAUCCACGCGAGCGCCGCGCCGCGCCGCCAUGGAGUUCGACGAGUACGAGUACCUGGAGAAGGCGGUGGAGCCCGCCGCCCCGACGGCCAACGGCUCCGGCGAGAAGGAACGCGGCUCGCGCCGCCGCGAGGGCGGCGAAGAGCGCGUGUCGAAGCUCUCCCGCUCGGGGGAAGACCGCGACCGCGACCGGCACCGCAGCGGCCGCGAGCACCGGGACCGCGAUGACGGGAAGGAGAAGAAGGAGAAGGAGAAGGAGAAGGAGAAGGAGAAGGAGAAGGAGAAGAGCCGCGACCGCGGGAAGGAUAGGGAUAGGGAUAGGGAGGGGAAGGACAGGGAGAAGGGGAGGGAGAGGCAUAAGCUCAGGGAGAGGGAGGUGGAGAGGGAGCGGGAGCGGCGGAGCCGGAGCCGGUCGGAGCGGCGCCGCGCUGAGGAGGAAGAGAUGGUGAGGGAACUGCAGCGGGAGCGCGAGCGCAGCGAGCGCCAUCACUACCGUGACCGUGAUGUCAGACGUAAGAAAGAUGACGGUACAGAAACAGAAGUUGACCCAGAAAGGGACCAGAGGACUGUGUUUGCCUUCCAGCUAUCCUUGAAGGCAGACGAAAGAGAUGUUUAUGAAUUCUUCUCAAGGGCUGGGAAGGUCCGUGAUGUUCGCCUUAUUAUGGACCGAAACUCACGGCGUUCAAAAGGAGUUGGGUACAUCGAGUUUUACGACGUUAUGUCUGUUCCAAUGGCGAUUGCUCUGUCUGGACAACUGCUUCUUGGGCAACAAGUGAUGGUUAAGCCAUCUGAGGCCGAAAAGAACUUGGUUCAGUCAAAUGCAACGUCCGGUAGUGCAGCUUUAGGUGGAGCAAGAAAGUUGUAUGUUGGCAAUCUUCACUCCAAUAUCACCGAGGACCAAUUGAGACAGGUCUUCGAACCAUUUGGGCAAGUGGAGCUUGUACAGCUACCUGUAGAUGCACUGACUGGGCUGUGCAAAGGUUAUGGUUUCAUUCAGUUUGCACGGCUUGAAGAUGCAAGAGCUGCACAGAGCUUAAAUGGUCAGCUUGAUAUUGCUGGCAGAGUAAUUAAGGUUUCAGCUGUUACUGAUCAUGUGGGUGUCCAAGUUAGUGGAGCAACUACUGGAGAUUUAGAUGAUGACGAAGGUGGAGGCUUGGCAUUAAAUGCAAGCUCCAGAGCUGCUCUUAUGCUGAAAUUGGAUCGGAGUGGCACUGCAACCAGCUUAACUGGUGGUAUUGGUGCCGCUGGUGCUCUACCAGCUGCAUCAGUUAUUGGGGCUCCUUCAGCAGCUGCUCCUCUUCUGCAGCCAACAAUUUCUGCUGUUGGAUUAGUUCCUGGGGCACCUGUGCUUCCUGUUACCACUCAGUCUGCAGCCAUGUCUACACCUACUGAAUUCCUAUUGCUUAAGAACAUGUUUGACCCAGCAGUUGAGACGGAUCCUGAUUUUGAUUUGGAUAUUAAAGAUGAUGUCCAAGAAGAAUGUUCCAAGUUUGGUUUAGUGAAGCACAUUUUUGUUGACAAACAUACUGCUGGCUUUGUGUAUCUGCAAUUCGAUAGCGUGAUGGGAGCAAUGAAGGCACAACAAGCACUUCAUGGAAGAUGGUUCGCCGGAAAGAUGAUUACGGCGACCUUUAUGUCAGCGGAGGAGUAUAAUACUAAGUUCCCGAACUUGUGAAUAGCUUAUGUGCCGAACAAUUGGCAAGAGUGCAAGAUCCACUUAGUUGUUCUUGUAGUAAGUGGUGUAUGGUUUGGAGGAAUACCUUUAAUUGUACGGCAUGACUGUUGCAGCAUUGGUGUCAGUUCAACACUGUAUGUACUGUACGGCGUCACCUGGUUGCAAGGCCUUCUUUCUUGUAGAACAAUAUCCCCAAUUUCUUGUAGCAUGCUUGAUUUACUGGGUGA
Messenger RNA from Phragmites australis (common reed), 1987 nucleotides. RefSeq lists its product as uncharacterized. Bases 117 to 1760 code for a protein of 547 amino acids. The transcript has 13 exons. Gene Ontology annotation, cellular component: nucleus. Gene Ontology annotation, molecular function: RNA binding. The record is from RefSeq and is a predicted model, not a curated record. NCBI's taxonomy places the organism in Eukaryota, Viridiplantae, Streptophyta, Magnoliopsida, Poales, Poaceae. Gene Ontology annotation, biological process: mRNA processing.